Messenger RNA from Leptopilina boulardi, 2852 nucleotides. RefSeq names its product cyclin-L1-like. Gene Ontology annotation, cellular component: cyclin/CDK positive transcription elongation factor complex; nucleus. Bases 445 to 2472 code for a protein of 675 amino acids. The record is from RefSeq and is a predicted model, not a curated record. The transcript is spliced from 8 exons. NCBI's taxonomy places the organism in Eukaryota, Metazoa, Arthropoda, Insecta, Hymenoptera, Figitidae. Gene Ontology annotation, molecular function: cyclin-dependent protein serine/threonine kinase activator activity. Gene Ontology annotation, biological process: positive regulation of DNA-templated transcription, elongation; regulation of transcription by RNA polymerase II.
GUGGCAAACAAGAAUUUUUAAUUUUACAAUAAAAUUUUAUUACAAAUAUCAAACUUUUGUCCAAAUUACAUCUCUGUGCGCUGACUUCAUUCAAUUGCUUUAAGUUUCCCGCGUUAUUCACUUCGCGAUCUAUAUUUUAUAUUUUUAAUGGUUAAUAGUUUUUGAUUUUGGGCUGACCAUCCCUGCUGUGCCGUUGAAAAUUUAGUGCUUUAUUUUCAUUUAUAUUUAGGUGUUUAAUUAAAUUAAUUUUAAGUUUAUUUAUUUAAAAAAAAUUUAUGGGAAGUGAACUUUUUUUCCCAAAUUUUGUUAUUAUACUUUAGUGCAUAAUAUAAAACUUCAAAUAAUUCAGUGAAAUAAUACUGAUUGUGUAUAUAAGAUUAACAAUUUUUCUAAAUUGUUUUUUAAAACAAACGUGUAAUAAGAAGAAUUACAAAUUAUCAAAAAAUGGAUAAAAAUUCUCGGUGGUUAUUCACCAAGGAACAAAUUAUUAAUUCGCCUUCAAGAAAAUAUAAAAUUGAUUUUGAUAAAGAAGUCAAGUAUCGUCAUAUGGCAUCGGGAUUUAUCCAGGAUCUUGGUCAGUCCUUAAAACUUACACAAUUAUGUAUAAAUACAGCUAUUGUGUAUAUGCAUCGAUUCUAUAUGUUUCAUUCAAUGACAAAAUUUGAUAAAUAUAAAAUGGGAAUGGCGUGUUUAUAUUUAUCAGCAAAAACGGAAGAAAGACCCCAAAGAAUUGACACUGUGAUACAUAAAGCUUAUAAAUUUCUUUACAAAAAAGAAGGUACUGCCUCACCAUCAUCUGAACGUUACAAUAAAAUGUAUGACGAACUUCUUUCUCAUGAAAAUAUUCUUCUAAUGACAUUGGGUUUCGAUGUUCAAGUUACUCAUCCUCAUUGUGUAAUGAUCAAAGCUUGUGAACUUAUUAAAGCCAACAAGGAGUUGAAAGCAACUUCUUAUUUCCUGGCAUCCAACAGUAUUCAUUUGACAACAAUGUGUCUUCAGUAUAGGCCUUCAAUUGUUGCCUGUUUGUGCAUUUAUUUUGCCUCAAAAUGGACUUGUUACGAGAUUCCAUUAAGUGCAUUUGGAAAGCCAUGGUUCACUUACAUUGAUCCUGAUGUGACUUUGGAAUUUUUGGAUAGUUUAACAAGUGAUUUUCUUCUUAUUUUUGAACAUUGUCACACAAAACUUAAAAGAGCCAUUGAAACAUUAUCGGGAAUUAAACCUCGAGUUUCCUAUAAUCACAAACUUUUGAACAAUCACAAUCAUGCGAAACAAUUAAAAGAGGAGGCUGAAUUAAAGGAACAAUUCAAAAAUGAAAAUGGAUUGGAAAACAAAUCAAUUGAAUUGUAUUUAUCGAAACCAAAUUCAAUUCUCAGUCCUGAAAGUUUGUUUAGCAAGGAAGAACUUGCAACAUUGCAGGAACCAAUUAGAGUGGAGGAGAAAAAUUUACAAGAAAUUAAGGAACCGAUUAAAAAAAUUGAAGAAACUUGUGAGAAUUCAUUGAAUUUGGAAAAUAAACGAAAACUUUCUAUCGAUGAUGGUCCACGUAAACGUUUUUGUAUUUCAAAUGAAAGUGAAUCGGCAUUAAAAAUGGUUAUUGAUAUUUCAACAAUUUUAAAGGCUUCCUUAACUCAAAAUCCUUUGAAAUAUAUUGAUAUUUCGAAUUCAACAUCUGUUUCAACUACUCUUUCAAAAUUACCUGAAAUAAAUGUUGAGAGCAAUCAAAUGAAAAAUAAAAAUACAAAUGAAUUUGAAAAACAAAUAAAUGAAGUACAAUUAUCAAAUGAUGAGAGAAAAGAAGUGCAAUCGUCAUAUUAUGAAGAUUAUGUGAAAAAUCUAGUCCAAGAACCAAUAAACGAUUGUUUAAUAAAUACAACUGAGAUUUUAGUCAGUACAACUGUCGAUUCAGAGAAAGAAAGUGAUAUUUUUAUUAAUGUCACUGAUAUUUCGGAUACAAUUGUCGACGCUCCACAAAUUAUGCCAAGUAACGUGGUGAGUAAAUGUGAUGACAAUAAUAACAACGACGAAGAAGAAGACAAUCAAGAAUAUAAGCAAAAAUACAAGAGUAAAAAAUCAAAGAAGGAAAAAAUUGAUAAGAAAAAGAAGAAACGUGAUAAAAAAGAAAAGAAACACGAGAACAAUAAUUGUGAUACUAAAUUAAAUAAUAAUAAUAAUUUAAAUGUUAAUCGAUCAAUGACACCAAUUAUUAUAAGUAUUCCAAAAGAAAAAUUGAAUUUAAGUGAUAAUUUACUUUUUUCGGGGAACAAAAUUAAAGCAUCUGAGGGAAAUAGUUUAAAAAUUAAAAUUCCGAAGAAAAUGAUCCUUGACACAAAAUUGGAUUCACCUUCGACCAAUGAAACUGUUCAGGCGUCAAUUAGUUUGCAAAUUAGUCGCGAUAUUCAUAAAAGGAAAACAAAGGAAAUGACAUGGAUGACUCAACAGCAUCGAAUGCAGACAGUUUUUAAUGGAUAUUGAAAAAAAAAAUUACUAUCUACACGAGAAGGGAAAGCAGUCAUUUUUGGAAUAUUGAUAAGCAUAAAAAAUGAUACAUUUGAUAAAAUUACGUUUAUUUGCAAUUUUGAUAUAGGGAUCAUGCAACAAAGUAUUAUUUAUUUAUAGUUUUUUCUUUUUUUUUUGUUACUUAAGAAAAAUGCAUCAAUUAUCCUCUUUAAUUAUCGAAAGUUUAAUGAAAAAUUAAAAAAAAAUAUUUUUCUUUAGACAAAAUUCAAGUCUAACUUUUAUUUAUAAUUUCUUUAAAAAAAUUUAUUUUUAUUGCUUUAAGUUGUAAAAUUAAUUUUUUUUUUCGACGAUAAUUGCAUUUAUCUUAAAAAUUAUUUUAUUAUUACAAUAGAAUA